Molecule: messenger RNA, 1307 nt
Organism: Pyrus x bretschneideri (Chinese white pear)
Lineage: Eukaryota; Viridiplantae; Streptophyta; Magnoliopsida; Rosales; Rosaceae
Product: probable protein phosphatase 2C 39
Exons: 5
Coding region: 219-1067 (282 amino acids)
Biological process (GO): protein dephosphorylation
Cellular component (GO): nucleus; cytosol
Molecular function (GO): protein serine/threonine phosphatase activity
Source: RefSeq, a predicted model, not a curated record
AACAGAGAGGAGAGGGCGUGUCAACACAUCCAUCAGCCUCAUUCCUCAUUCUCAUCCUCAACCCUCUCACUUCUCUCUCCUCUCUCUCUCUCAUCGUCUCUGUGUACUUUGGGUUUUGUCUCUCUUCCUCUGUUUUGUUGGCCAGUGUGUUCGAAUUCCAAAUUUUCCAUCUUUCAGUUUUAAUUUUUUAAACAGAUAAAGCUCACAUCAGGAAAACCAUGACCGGCAGAGAAAUUCUCCAUAAGAUGAAGGAGAAAGUUUUAGGUCCAUCAGACCCCGACUCUGGAAAAGGAAAGAGCAAGAUGUCGCAUCACAUAACACAUGGCUUCCACUUGGUUAAGGGAAAAUCCCAUCAUCCUAUGGAAGACUAUGUUGUUGCGCAAUUUAAACACAUCGAUGACCAUGAGCUUGGACUAUUUGCAAUAUUUGAUGGUCAUUUGAGCCAUGAAAUUCCUGAGUACUUGCAGUCUAAUCUCUUUAAGAAUAUCUUAGAAGAGCCUGAUUUCUGGACAGAACCCAAGAAGGCAGUCGAAAGAGCAUAUUGUGUAACAGAUGCUAACAUUCUGGAGAAAGCAGUUGAUUUAGGCAAAGGGGGUUCAACAGCAGUUACGGCCAUUUUAAUUGACUGCCAGAAGCUGGUGGUUGCCAAUGUUGGGGAUUCUCGAGCUAUUAUCUGCAAGAAUGGUGUUGCUAAACAAUUAUCUGUUGAUCACGAACCUAGCACAGAAAGAGAAGAUAUCGAGAACAGAGGUGGUUUUGUAUCAAACUUUCCAGGGGACGUUCCACGGGUUGAUGGGCAGUUGGCGGUAGCAAGAGCAUUUGGCGACAAGAGCUUGAAGAAACAUCUCAGUUCUGAACCUUAUGUGAUAAUGGAUUUAAUAGAUGAUACCACAGAGUUCGUUGUCUUGGCAAGCGAUGGACUAUGGAAGGUGAUGACGAACCAAGAAGUUGUGGAUUGUAUCAUACAAAUAAAGGAUGCGCGGGCAGCAGCAAAGCACCUUACUGAAGAGGCCGUCAAUAGGAAGAGUUCUGAUGAUAUUUCCUGUAUAGUUGUAAGAUUCCGGUGAACGCGUAAUUUCUGUGUCAUAUAAUUUACGUUUUUCUUAAUCAUGUAUUAGGUAUGUUGUAUUCAUAAACAGGCAUUCAAGUUUCUUGUACCCUUUUCAUGUUGAUACUCUUUCAACAUUGUAGUUGAGAGGAUUUCAUAUAAAAAGCUAGAACGAGGGUCUUGGAGUCGACACCUCCUGAAUGACUGUAUGCAGAAACAUAAUCUUUUACAAAUCUUCAAUCAAAAUACAACUUUUUCA